Ziziphus jujuba (common jujube) is the source of this 2323-nucleotide messenger RNA. RefSeq lists its product as uncharacterized. The transcript is spliced from 15 exons. Gene Ontology annotation, cellular component: chloroplast; mitochondrion; cytoplasm. Bases 517 to 1986 code for a protein of 489 amino acids. The record is from RefSeq and is a predicted model, not a curated record. Gene Ontology annotation, molecular function: ATP binding; ATP hydrolysis activity. Lineage: Eukaryota; Viridiplantae; Streptophyta; Magnoliopsida; Rosales; Rhamnaceae.
UUUUUUUUUUUUUGGGACUCACAAACACAAAUCCCGAAUAAAAAAAAUAUAUAUAUAAAAAAAAUGUGAAAAUGUUGGAGCGGAAAAAGUAAUGACGUGAGGUGAGUCAGAUAGGAUUAUUGCAUAAACGAGUCAAGGUCCCAAGGUGCAGAAGGCAAAAAGUAAAAACAUCUAUGAAGUCGGAGAUUUUGUUUCUAUUAUUAUUCUCCCCUUAGAUCACUCUCAUUCUCUCUCCCCCUCCUAAUUCUUAGGGCUAUCUCUAUUUGGUGUGCUUUUAACAAGACAAGCAUCAGCAAAGAAACGACUUUUUUUUCCCUUUUUUUUCUUUCUUUUUCCUUUUCUUAUUUUGUUUCUUUUCUUUUCGUCCUCGCUUCUGGUAAACCAACAAUUAAUUUUCCCACUGAAAGACCCAGAGAUUUUGGGUUUUUCAGUUCUGGGACUUUCAUUUUUCCGUUCAGGGCCGUGUCUAAUUGUUUGGACCAACCAAACAGCUUUUGAAGCUGGCUGGAUUGAAAAAUGAGAGCAUUAGUUCGAUCUGUUCGACAUUUUCGAUCAGCUUUGCGACAACAAGCAUGCACUUACUCGAGUAAUUUUACGAGGAGGAAGCAGUUGAUACACUUCAAUUCUGGGUUUGCUUACGAGCUCAAAAGCAAUGCUGAAAUUCAUCGAUUUCGAGACCACCCCACGUUUAUGGUCUCAAGAGCUCUCUCAGUUGAUGCUGUUAAAGUUACUAAUGGAGAUGUGAACAGAGGAGGACCUCUCGUUGAGUACGAACGGAAAAUUGCUGCAGGUGAACUUGUCGAUGGAGAUGCUUGCCAGCUAGGCACCUUAAGAGAACUUCAGAGGCUCUUUGACGAGCUGGUUGAGUCAGCGGAUGCCUGCCGGUUGGAUAGGUAUACGGCUUCGGAGAAGGCUGGAAGGAGUAGGUGGCUGUGGUCUCGUUUCAUCCCACAGUCUUCAUACUCACCUGUUAAAGGUCUCUAUCUGUAUGGUGGAGUGGGCACUGGAAAAACCAUGUUAAUGGACUUGUUUUUUGACCAAUUGCCAUACAGUUGGAGGAAAAAGAGGAUCCAUUUUCAUGACUUUAUGUUAAAUGUCCAUAGCCGCUUGCAAAAACACAAGGGUGUGGCAGAUCCACUUGAAGUGGUUGCUGGAGAGAUAUCUGAUGAGGCUAUUUUAUUGUGUCUGGAUGAAUUCAUGGUAACUGAUGUUGCUGAUGCAUUAAUCCUAAACCGUCUGUUUGGACAUCUAUUCAGCAAUGGUGUUAUUCUUGUUUCCACUUCAAAUCGUGCUCCUGACAAACUGUACGAAGGUGGGUUGCAAAGGGAGCUGUUUCUGCCCUUCAUUUGCACAUUGAAGGAAAGAUGUGUAGUUCAUGAAAUUGCUUCGUCAGUAGACUAUCGAAAAUUGACUUCGUCUGAGCAAGGUUUCUACUUUAUUGGAAAAGAUUUGUCAGUCUUUCUUAAACAAAAAUUUCAACAAUUAAUUGGACAAGAUAAAGCUUGUCCACAAGAGGUGGAAGUAGUGAUGGGAAGGACAUUGCAGGUUCCACUUGGUGCAAAUGGAUGUGCAUAUUUUCCUUUCGAGGAACUGUGUGACAGGCCUCUUGGUGCUGCAGAUUAUUUUGGAUUGUUCAAGAAUUUUCAUACACUUGUGUUGGACGGUGUCCCAAUAUUUGGACUCAACAACAGGACAGCAGCGUACCGGUUUGUCACUUUAGUUGAUGUGAUGUAUGAGAACAAGGGCAGACUUUUGUGUACAGCUGAGGGCUGUCCGGUAGAACUUUUUGAAAGAAUAGUAACAAUUGCUGAUGCUCAACAGAUUGCACCUAGAACCUCUUCAAGGUCAAGGAAAAAUGAUGACUCUGACCUUUGUGUGGACAAUGAGCUGGGUUUCGCAAAAGACCGCACUAUUAGUAGAUUAACAGAGAUGAAUAGCAAAGAAUACUUAGAGCACCAUGCUGCCAUGGUAGCAGAGAAGCAAUAGAGUGGGAAAUGGGAAGGUUUAAAUCAGGAUCUGCUACAUGAAUUAUACAGAGAAAUAUUUCAACGAUUUACCUGGAAGAAAAAUUGAGUUCAGUAGGUGAAGGAAAGUGAGAUAUGAGUUUCAGAAGAUGUGCUAUUUGUUACUUCAAUAAAAUGUAAUGUUAUCGUAUAUAAAGUGUUCAUGUAACAGACAGCUGAUGUUGUCAAAGAUGCAUCAGAAUAACCUCUCAUUUCUACAAAUAAAUAUGUCAUCAUGUAACAGACAGCUGAUGUUGUCAAAGAUGCAUCACAAUAACCUCUCAUUUCUACAAAUAAAUAUGUCAAUUUAUGCGGGGUAA